CGGCCGGCGCACGGGCCUGGGGGGCGGGGCGGGAAGACGGCGGCUGGGAGUAUUUUCAGUUCCGCCUACAAUCGCCCAUUCCCUCUUCCCCUCCCAGCCCCCUCCAUCCCAUCGGAAGAGGAAGGAACAAAAGGUCCCGGACCCCCCGCAUCUGACGGGGCGGGACCUGGUGCUUCCGUGCAGGUUGGACACAGGAGGCUACUUUGGUAGUGUGGAUUGCUGCCUGUGGUAAGAACAUGUCGUCCAUCUUGCCGUUCACUCCACCAGUGGUGAAGAGACUGCUGGGAUGGAAGAAAUCAGCUGCUGGGUCUGGAGGAGCUGGUGGAGGAGAGCAGAAUGGACAGGAAGAAAAGUGGUGUGAGAAAGCAGUGAAAAGCCUGGUGAAGAAGCUAAAGAAAACAGGACGAUUAGAUGAGCUUGAGAAAGCCAUCACCACUCAGAAUUGUAAUACUAAGUGUGUUACCAUACCAAGCACUUGCUCUGAAAUUUGGGGACUGAGUACACCAAAUACGAUAGAUCAGUGGGAUACAACAGGCCUUUACAGCUUCUCUGAACAAACCAGGUCUCUUGAUGGUCGUCUUCAGGUAUCACAUCGAAAAGGAUUGCCACAUGUUAUAUAUUGCAGAUUGUGGCGCUGGCCUGACCUUCACAGUCAUCAUGAACUCAAGGCAAUUGAAAACUGCGAAUAUGCUUUUAAUCUUAAAAAGGAUGAAGUGUGUGUAAAUCCUUACCACUAUCAGAGAGUUGAGACACCAGUUUUGCCUCCGGUAUUAGUGCCACGCCACACUGAGAUCCUAACAGAACUACCGCCUCUGGAUGAUUAUACCCACUCCAUUCCAGAAAACACUAAUUUCCCAGCAGGAAUUGAGCCACAGAGUAAUUACAUCCCAGAAACACCACCUCCUGGGUAUAUCAGUGAAGAUGGAGAAACAAGUGAUCAACAGUUAAAUCAAAGUAUGGACACAGGAUCUCCAGCAGAACUGUCUCCUACUACUCUUUCUCCUGUUAAUCAUAGCUUGGAUUUGCAGCCAGUUACUUAUUCAGAACCUGCAUUUUGGUGUUCAAUAGCAUAUUACGAAUUAAAUCAGAGGGUUGGAGAGACCUUCCAUGCAUCACAGCCCUCACUCACUGUAGAUGGCUUUACAGAUCCAUCAAACUCAGAGAGAUUCUGCUUAGGUUUACUCUCCAAUGUUAACCGAAAUGCUACGGUAGAAAUGACGAGAAGGCAUAUAGGAAGAGGAGUGCGCUUAUAUUACAUAGGUGGGGAAGUUUUUGCUGAGUGCCUAAGUGAUAGUGCAAUCUUUGUGCAGAGCCCCAAUUGUAAUCAGAGAUACGGCUGGCACCCUGCAACAGUGUGUAAAAUUCCACCAGGCUGUAAUCUGAAGAUCUUCAACAACCAGGAAUUUGCUGCUCUUCUGGCUCAGUCUGUUAAUCAAGGUUUUGAAGCCGUUUAUCAGCUAACUAGAAUGUGCACCAUAAGAAUGAGUUUCGUGAAAGGGUGGGGAGCAGAAUACCGAAGGCAGACAGUAACAAGUACUCCCUGCUGGAUUGAACUUCAUCUGAAUGGACCUCUACAGUGGUUGGACAAAGUAUUAACUCAGAUGGGAUCCCCUUCUGUGCGUUGUUCAAGCAUGUCAUAAGGCUUCAUCACCAGUCAAGUCCCAUCAGUUGACUUAAUAAAACAACUCUUCUGUCAUAGUAUUUGUGUGUGGUCCCCACGGACUGUUUACUAUCCAAAAAUUCAAGAAAGAAAACAGCACUUGAGGUCUCAUCAGUUAAAGCACCUUGUGGAAUCUGUUUCCUAUAUUUGAAUAUUAGAUGGGAAAAUUAGUGUCUAGAAAUACCCUCCCAUAAAGGAGGAAGAGAAGAUUUUAAAGACUUAAUGAUGUCUUACUGGGCAUAAAACUGAGUGUCCCAAAGGUUUAUUAAUAACAGUAGUAGUUAUGUGUACAGGUAAUGUAUCAUGAUCCAGUAUCACAGUAUUGUGCUGUUUAUAUGCAUUUUUAGUUUGCAUAAAUGAGGUGUGUGUGUGUGUGCUGCUUCUUGAUCUAGCAAGCCUUUAUAAAGUUAUAGUACCUAAUCUGUUAUUCCCAAUUCUCUGUUAUUUUUGUGUGUCUUUUUUAAUAUAUAAUAUAUAUAUCAAGAUUUUCAAAUUAUCAUUUAGAAGCAGAUUUUCCUUGUAGAAAAACUAAUUUUUCUGCCUUUUACCAAAAAUAAACUCUUGGGGGAAAAGUGGA
Galeopterus variegatus (Sunda flying lemur) is the source of this 2237-nucleotide messenger RNA. RefSeq names its product SMAD family member 2 (gene SMAD2). The coding region runs from base 237 to 1640 and encodes 467 amino acids. Gene Ontology annotation, cellular component: heteromeric SMAD protein complex. Lineage: Eukaryota; Metazoa; Chordata; Mammalia; Dermoptera; Cynocephalidae. Gene Ontology annotation, molecular function: RNA polymerase II cis-regulatory region sequence-specific DNA binding; DNA-binding transcription factor activity, RNA polymerase II-specific; I-SMAD binding. The record is from RefSeq and is a predicted model, not a curated record. Gene Ontology annotation, biological process: regulation of transcription by RNA polymerase II; cell differentiation; transforming growth factor beta receptor signaling pathway. The transcript has 11 exons.